Molecule: messenger RNA, 1998 nt
Organism: Gymnodraco acuticeps
Lineage: Eukaryota; Metazoa; Chordata; Actinopteri; Perciformes; Bathydraconidae
Gene: dtd1
Product: D-aminoacyl-tRNA deacylase 1
Exons: 5
Coding region: 44-796 (250 amino acids)
Biological process (GO): tRNA metabolic process
Cellular component (GO): cytoplasm
Molecular function (GO): D-tyrosyl-tRNA(Tyr) deacylase activity
Source: RefSeq, a predicted model, not a curated record
AGGUCGAAGUACAUCCGAAUGAUUACCUCCAACUAACACUGAGAUGAUCAUGUUUGGCCAUCCAUGGUUUGGCCGAGCAGGUGUUCUGUGUCUCUGCCGCUGGAGGGCGACAACAUCCGGGCCACGCAGUAGGGUUUGGGAAGUAAGAAGAGUCGCCCCACCAACAACCACAACAAUGAAGGCGAUCAUCCAGAGGGUCACCAAGGCCAGCGUGACAGUGGGGGACGAGGAGGUCAGUUCAAUAGGCCGAGGACUGUGUGUGCUGCUGGGGAUCUCAGUGGAGGACACCCAAAAGGAUGCUGACUACUUAGUACGCAAGAUCCUGAACCUGCGGCUGUUUGAAGACGAGAACGGGCGAACGUGGAGCAAAAGCGUCAUGGACCGGGACUUUGAGGUGCUCUGUGUGAGCCAGUUCACACUGCAGUGUGUCCUGAAGGGCAACAAGCCAGACUUCCACGCAGCCAUGCCUGCAGAGCUGGCCCAGCCCUUCUACAACAGCAUCCUGGAGAACAUGAGGAGCAGCUACAAGCCCGAGCUCAUUAAGGAUGGGACGUUUGGGGGAUACAUGCAGGUCCACAUUCAAAACGACGGACCUGUUACCAUAGAACUGAGGUCCCCCACUGGCCCAUCGGACCUCAAACAGCUUUCAAAGCAGGAGAAGCAGCAGCAGCGGAAAGAGAAGACGCGCUCCAAGGGCCCCUCAGAGUGCAGGGAAAGAGGAGCGGGGCGGUCCCGACCGGACCCCAACGCCAGCAGUGGAGCCGAUGGAGAUGUGUCGUCAGAGAGGGAGCCUUAGGUCAGCAGGGUGAGGAAGACUCUCAUAAACACAUGCAGUCACACAUGCUCAUACACACACAGGGUGUCUGCAGGUCCUUGAACAUCAUGUUGUGUUCUUGUGGGUAUUCCAAUUUACCGUGCAGUAAAAGCGUUUUAUUGUCUUAAGCUAUUUCAUUUGAAAAUAUAUAAGGUAAAUAUAAAAAAACGUUGCCUGUAGCGUGCAUUUGUGUGAAAUUCCACCAAAAAACAACAUUUAUCUUUAAGAAAUCUGUAAUACAAAGAGAAAUGAAAGAUAAAAGUCAAAAGAUAAAAGUCCCUUAAAUUAACUGAAAUUUGCCAAAACCCUGACAAAGACAAAAUACACUUUAUUGAGAAAUCUAAAGUUGUUUUCAAGAGAUUUUACACUGUUAUAAAAUAGUGUUAAAAAAAAGUUGCAAAGGGAAGGAACACCUCCGGUAGAUUUCCAGGAGAUUUUCUUUUAAACUUGGUGGCGUGUUUUGGUUAAAAGUAUGCCCAUAUAACCAUUUCAUUCAACUGUAACCACAUGUGCAGAUCAUCUGUGAGGAUCACAUUAAAUAGGAAUCCAGCCUCUACGUGCACAGUGCGUAGUCCCAUAACAUGUGCAGCACACUGCUGCCAACACUACUGCACUGUGAGACAAAUGACUAUGCUACAAGAAAAGAGUAUUAUAUAUUGAGUAUACUACUGGAGAUGAACAUAUAUAUAUUUGUUAUGGUAUUUCAAUGUACCAUCAGAUGGUUUUCUUCGGCAAAGUACAUUUUAAGUAGUGAACUCUUUUGCUAGUUUUUGCUUGCUAGCUGUUACCAUGUGGCAUGUAGCUUGAUUGAGGCUAAUUGAGACGUUUAAAUUCAACCAUUUCCAUUCAUUUGCUGUUGUAAAACAUUCAUUUUAUUUGUCUUUCAUUUAAAACUGGGCUGUUAUCGGUUUGAAUUUUGCUAGCUAGCUAACUCACCAUGUAGGACAUUUCACAUUGUUCGUUUGGACAAGAUAUUGGAUUAUAUGUGCUUAUUAUAUGGGAUCUGUAUUUGGUAUAUAUUGACAUUUGAAUCCUUUUAUUUCUUAUUCAUUCCCAUUAAAGGUUUCACCUUUAAUAUUCCCGGACAUUUGUAACACUUCUACAAUUUAUCAUAUUAGUUUAACUUGUCAUGUACAAUAUGGCAGUUCUUAAUGUGCAGUGAGAGGGGAACACAAUGACCUCCA